Messenger RNA from Epithele typhae, 3834 nucleotides. RefSeq names its product Pkinase-domain-containing protein. Bases 1 to 3834 code for a protein of 1277 amino acids. Gene Ontology annotation, molecular function: ATP binding; protein serine/threonine kinase activity. The record is from RefSeq and is a predicted model, not a curated record. Gene Ontology annotation, biological process: protein phosphorylation; intracellular signal transduction. Lineage: Eukaryota; Fungi; Basidiomycota; Agaricomycetes; Polyporales; Epitheliaceae. The transcript has 4 exons. Gene Ontology annotation, cellular component: cytoplasm.
AUGAUCCCCACUAGCAAUGGACACAGGCCAACUGGGUCUGUUUCGCAGGCUCAGAACCACAAGGCCCAGCUUGCCAAUGCAUAUAAUGAACUCGGCAAGGAGCUUUCCUCUCAGAAGAUCCGCGUAGUUGGAAAUUACACUCUCGGGAAGGUCAUAGGGGAGGGCACCUAUGGCAAGGUGCGGAUGGGCACUCACCGCCUCACGGGCACCCGAGUCGCCAUCAAGCAAAUCCCCAAGGCCAUGUCCGCCGCCCUCACCAGGGAGAUUCACCACCACCGACAGUUGCACCAUCCGCACGUAACCCAGCUGUAUGAAGUCAUCGCGACAGAGUCGAGCAUCUGGCUCGUCACCGAGCUCUGUUGCGGCGGCGAGCUCUUCGACUAUCUCGUGGAGAAGAGCCGCCUGGAAGAAGACGAGACGAGGGUUCUCUUUGGCCAGCUCUGUCUCGCGGUUGCCUAUGUGCACGGCAAGGGCAUCGUUCACCGGGAUCUCAAGCUCGAGAACGUGCUCUUAGAUGAGCAUUGCCGCGUCAAGCUGGGAGACUUUGGCUUCACGCGCGAGUUCGAGAAGGGCAACCUGCUGGAAACGUUUUGCGGGACAACUGGAUACGCUGCCCCCGAAAUGUUGAUGGCGAAAAAGUACCUGGGGCCAGAGGUGGACGUCUGGUCACUCGGUGUUAUCUUAUACACUCUCCUCACCGGCACGCUACCAUUUGACGACGACGACGAGGCUGUUAUGCGCGAUAAAGUGAUCGAGGGCGUGUUUGAGGACCCGGAAUGGCUUUCUGAUGAGGCCCGAGAUUUACUCACCAAUGUCCUGCAAGUGGAUCCAACGAAACGACUGACUAUUGCUCAAAUCCUCAAUCACCGCUGGUUCACGGCGCCUCCACCCCCACGAGAUAACAAGCGAUAUUCAAUCAUGACCGGUUCUCCCUCCCCUUCCAGACCAGGUUCACCAACGCAAUUGCAAACGUUGACCGCACGCUACCCGCAACCCCCCUCUGCUUCAUCGGCAUCGGAUGCUACUUUCCACUCUGCUGCCUCGGAGCUGUUCUCUUCGAAUCCGGGAACUCCUGAUGAGAAGACCAUCACUGAGUUCACAGGCGACUCACAAAGUACUCUUCAGAAACUCACUGGACAGCUACCACCUCCUAGCAAUGGCAAACUUCCAGAGGUUAUCCCCGAGGAAUUCAACGAGACUAGUGAGAAAGUCGACGAUGCACCGGAUUCCACCCCAUCCCGGCGUCCAUUCACUCGCAAUGAUAACGGCUCAAACCCGAGGCUCCCACCGGCAUACCCCACUCGUACGCCCGUUCGCACGAAACGUCGUUCGGUCUCCUCGACUUUGUCGGACCAUGGACCUGCUACAUUCGAGAAGUCGUCCGUCCCUACUCCUCCUCAAGACUUCUCGUCCAUCCUCCAGACACCGGCACCUCUCAUCUUCUCCACUCCCCUGGAACGCGAGCUACUGAACAACAUGAGUGGCUUGGGCCUCGACACCGGUCAAAUCGUCCACUCCGUCCUGAACGAUGCGUGCGACGCGACUGGAGCUCUCUGGUGGAUGCUCAAGCGCAAAUCAGAGCGCAAAGCUGUUGAGGAGAGUGCGAAGAAGCCAGCAGAGCAGACCGACGUUGCGACCGAAGCUUCCGUCGAAACUGCGCGUCCCAGGGCUCGAGGAGCUUCUGUGUCGCGACGUGAACCAGCAGAUGUCCGCGCUGCUUCGCCCAAGGACGAUCCUCCUACAACAAAUGGACGCUCCAAGGAUGCGCGGCCACCCAUACCACCGGCCCUCGUAGCAUCCUUACGUCCGACUCCGGACGUGCAACUCAUACCUGCAACGCCUACAGCGCCUGUCACCAACCGUCCUGCAACUCCUCCGCGGGACUCACCGAACCCCAUGCUGUCGCCAACUCCCUCUUUUACCGAACUGACGAUGAAGUCCAACCCUACGACCCCCAGCGGCUCCAAGGACAAGGACAACCAAGGCUCCAAGGGCCGCAAAGCUCGCUCUGGGAGUGUCAGCAUCAUGCAACGUGCUACCACUGCGCUGGAAGCUGCCGGUCUUGUUCGGAAGAAAUCUGCGGAGGCGGUCCGUGAGCAGAAAGAGCGGCAGGAAAGGGAGGAGAAGGAGAAGGAGCGGAUGAAGAACGCUAGUCCGGAUGAACCUCGUGCGUCACAUGGCUCUUCGUCCAGUAAACUCGUCAAGACACCCCCAAUUCGAGCCGUCAAGGACUCGGCCAUGUCUUCUACCCCUCCUCCGGCAGAGUUGAACCCUGCUCCCGCAGUCGGUUCCCCAUGGGUCUUGACCGGACGCCAGUCACCUAGUGCAGACACAGGAUCGCCGGCCGAUACUCUCACGUCCCUUCCUACUAUCCCAUCUCGCAACAACAAGGUCGGCAGUUCGGGGCAUCGCAAUCGCGCCAGCUUGCUUUCCGCCUUCCAGCGGUGGUUCAGGGAAGAUCCCAAAGGCAAGCGCAAGGAAGAUCCCGCCAUGUCCCUCGCACUACACCGGACGUCAUCGCGUAAUAGCAAUGGCUCUAGUCCUAUCGCCACCCGCCACAGAGGCACGGUCAAGGGACGCCCGGCUGGACGGGGUAGCAAGGUUGCAGGACGAGGCAAGAACGCAAACCGGUCCAAACGUGCCUCCGUUUCCUCUCGACGGUCCAGCAGUGUCAACUCUCGCCGAUCCUCUGCGUCAAUGCAGUUCCCCGUCCUUGAAUCUCCGUCAUAUUCUGCAUCCGUGUCUCGUCAACGAAGUGAUCAGAGCCGUCGCUCGUUCGGAAGCCACACUCCGAACUCGGAGCUCGACGAGCUCGUCUCCCGUCCCAGUUCCAUCCACAGCUUCGUCAACCAUCCGCGACAUCGCAAGUCACCAUCUGCGAGCUCGGCUGGUUCGAUGUAUAUGGGGAGGACAUCCUCGCCAUUGCCGAAACAUCGGCGCGGAGGCUCGGGAUCGUCGACACGAGUCGUCCGACAAAUCCAGAUGACCCCCGGCGGCUCCACCAAGGUCUCACAUCUGCGCUCGAACUCGGCGUCGUCAGCACAUUCACGACAGUCGUCGCGCCCGGGUUCCCUCUACGAUCUUUCGGAGACCGACAGCCGGCGCAACAACUCUCCUCACAAGUCGCUGCGCCACUCUCUCGACGACACCCCGCGUCGCGGUCAUGGCGCCGCCCAGUUCGUCGCGCACAAACGGCAGACGCCAUUCGCAAGCGGCACGAACAGCGGCUACCUCAACUCCCUCGGGCGCUCGAGCUGGAAGAAAUCCUGGGGGCUCGAGCCGCCUGGGUGGCAGACGCGCGCCGCGCACUCCACCGUGGAAGUCCUCGCCGUGUACCCGCCCGACCCGCCGACCGGGAUCCGCGACGUCUUUUCCGGCCGGCAGUCGCUCAGCAUGGGCGACGAGAGCGAUUGGGUGGACGAGGAGGAGGAGGGUCCGGCGUACGUCGGCGGCCUCGGCCAGAUGCCGUCCUCGGCCAGCUCCCUUGUCGCCACCUUUGCGCAGGCGGAGCAAUCUCCGGUGUUACUCACCCCGCCCCCGCGCAGCGCCCCGCCGCGCACGAACACGGCGAGCGCGUCCGGCUCGGGGAAGCGCGCGGCGGGCAUGGCGACCCUCGGCGUUGGCUCGUCUGGGGGCCGCACGGGCGGUCGCAACAAGGCCGGCCGCUCGUCUCCUGCUGGACGCAGCUCGCCGUUGCCCAACGAGUCGGUCUUCGGAGGGGACGCGUCGGAAACGCGCUCUGCCAGUGGGGGUCGUAGGGGCCAGUUGCCUGCGGGCCGGGCGGGUCCCGCCUUCCGUGGCAUCAUGGAGGAAGAGGAGGAAGAAGAGGAGUAG